This is a messenger RNA of Amorphotheca resinae ATCC 22711, 343 nucleotides long. RefSeq lists its product as hypothetical. NCBI's taxonomy places the organism in Eukaryota, Fungi, Ascomycota, Leotiomycetes, Helotiales, Amorphothecaceae. Gene Ontology annotation, biological process: endoplasmic reticulum to Golgi vesicle-mediated transport. Bases 58 to 315 code for a protein of 85 amino acids. Gene Ontology annotation, cellular component: COPII-coated ER to Golgi transport vesicle; endoplasmic reticulum membrane; Golgi membrane. The transcript has 3 exons. The record is from RefSeq and is a predicted model, not a curated record.
AACACCACCUCCACGACAGCCUCUCGCACGUCUCGAAACCCGCCAACACAGCCAGAAAUGAUGUUCUUUGCGUUUGGGAAUUUGAUAUACAUCUGCAUCCUUCUUGUAAACGCCAUAGCGAUCCUAUCCGAAGAUCGCUUUCUCGCGCGCGUGGGAUGGUCUAACAGCGUGUCCGACCCCGGAUUCGGCGGCUCCAACGAUGCGAGCAUAAAAAGCAAGCUUAUUAACCUGAUGACGAGCGUGAGGACUCUGAUGCGCAUACCUUUGAUUGGCAUUAAUACUGUGAUUAUUGUGUAUGAACUCGCGCUGGGAUAACGUGGUCGAGAUACCGCGGGAAGGGCGU